AUGCGAAGUGAAUAUCAUGUUGACUUGCCAUUACUCCAGUUUUCAGUUUUGACAGUACUUGCCGCCUUUGCUGCAAUCUCAUCGUCUGCGUCGAUAAGUAACCACGUCAAUUUUGAAGUCAUUGCUUUUCGCUUGAUAUUAGCAAAGCUCCACGUCCAAAUACUUCCUUCAAACUUCCAUGAUGAACUUUCCAGAAAUCCAAAUUAUGAAAAGUGUGCAAUAAAGCAUAAGUGUGCUUUUAAAAAUGGGGCCGAUAACGAAUGA
Echinococcus granulosus is the source of this 264-nucleotide messenger RNA. RefSeq lists its product as hypothetical. The record is from RefSeq and is a predicted model, not a curated record. Lineage: Eukaryota; Metazoa; Platyhelminthes; Cestoda; Cyclophyllidea; Taeniidae. The transcript is spliced from 2 exons. Bases 1 to 264 code for a protein of 87 amino acids.